AUGGAGUACACCACCGCCACCACCUCGACUGGGGAGCAGAUAGUCGUGCAGACAUCCAAUGGACAGAUCCAACAACAGGUGAGGGGCAACGGUUCCAGCCUGAGCUGGUGAUUCUCAACCAGACUUUACUGCGGUACAACAACUGAAUACCAUGAGAAGUGUCCUUUUUAGGCAAUUGAUUUAUAUAAAAUAAUUACAUCUAAUCUCUGAGACUUCUGGGAUGAGUCAACUCUAGCUGUACCUUGUUCUGUGUUCAUUAGGCACCAAACAUCAGAGAACGGAAUGAAACAGGGAGGGACUACCUGGAUUUAGGGGCUUGUCAAAUAAGAAAUGCUCAUUUCUGUUUUCCGUUACAAAAAAUGCUUUGAAACGGUUUCCGUUUUUUCGUGCCCUAAUGAACAUGACCUUGUCUGCAGACUCAGGGCACAGUGACGGCUGUGCAGCUGCAGACCGAGGCGCCGGUAUUGACGGCCUCUGGCCAGCAGGUGCAGACACUCCAGGUAGUGGUGUGACCGUCGGUCUAUGUAUUACAUCGCACUGCGUUAGUGUCACAGUGUCACAGCAUGCCUCUCGCCUACCAUGAUUACCAUGCCCCAUCUCCGUGGUAGCUGCCCUAGCAUGCUAUCGCUGCUCUGAGCUGCAUGCCCCAGCUCAGUGACUUGAUUGAGUUAGUCCGAGUCAUCCACGAAGGUACUAGCAACAGUCUGAAACAUCGGAUUGACCAUCAUAUUAUGGCCAUUUGCCAGAGUUGUUCACCAUCGUUCACGCUAUGAUCCGCUUACACUGUCUACUGGUUCAUGUGUUCAUCAUUUUACGGUCUAAAACAGGAAUUACAUUCUAAGUCUUAAUGACAUGCUUGGUGUUAUAUCAGUGCUCUGGCUGUGACAUGAAACUGCACAGUUAUAGUACACACUGAGUGUACAAAAUAUUAUGAACACCUGCUUUUUCCAUGACAUAGACUAUCCAGGUGAAAGCUAUGAUCCCUUAUUGAUGUCACUUGUUAAGUCCACUUCAAUCAGUGUAGAUGAAGGGGAGGACACAGGUUAAAUGAGGAUUUUGUAUCCUUGAGACAAUUGAGACAUGGAUUGUGUAUGUGUGCCAUUCAGAGGGUGAAUGGGCAAGACAAAAUAUUUAAUUGCCUUUGAGCGGGUUAUGGUAGUAGGUGCCAGGCGCACCGGUUUGUGCCAAGAACAGCAAUGCUUCUGUGUUUUUCACGCUCAACAGUUUCCCGUGUGUAUCAAGAAUGGUCCACCACCCAAAGGACAUCCAACCAACAUUGGCCUGCAUCCCUGUGGAAUGCUUUUGACACCUUGUAGAGUCCAUGCCCCCAACGAAUUGAGGAUGUUCUGAGGGCAAGGGGUUUUAGGAAGGUGUUCAAAUUCAGUUUUAGGAAGGUGUUCUUAAUGUUCUGUACACUCAAUGUAUAUGAUUAUCUAGGAAUGAAUGUAUCAACUUUAACCAUCCCCCCCACCACAGGUCCAGGGCCAGCCCCUGGUGGUGCAGGUGAGCGGAGGGCAGCUGAUCACGUCGUCAGGGCAACCCAUCAUGGUGCAGGCUAUGGGGGGGGGGCAGGGACAGACCAUCAUGCAGGUGCCAGUGUCUGGAGGACAGGGACUGCAACAGGUGAGGAAUGGGAUGGGAGGAAACCAUAGAAAUAUAAUUACUAGAACCCAUUCAAUUAUGAGAAUCCAGUCAAAUUGCAGUGUUCUUAGGGUCUUUUCCUAUUCUAGUAAUCAUAUUCCUUUGAGCUAGAGUCGGGAGUUGGCAUGAUAUUAUGAACACGCUAUCAUCUGAUCAUGUUUCACUGUCAGAUCCAGCUACAGGGUGGACAGCAGAUCCAGCUGCAGAACGGUCAGACGAUCCAUCUAGGGGGACAGCAGAUCCAGCUGCAGAACGGCCAGAUGUUACAGCUAGGGGGACAGCAGGGUCAGCCCCAACAGAUCAUUAUCCAACAGCCACAACAAGCCAUCACAGCCGGACAGAACCAGGUACACACACACACACACACUCUGAAAGGUAUACACCUAGACACACUUCUAAUGACACACUUCCUGUAUUGGGACAAUGUGACACCAUCAGCAUUUAAGUCUGAAUUUGAACUUACUUUAGUUCAACCUCCACAUGAUGAACUACAAUGUAAGUACAAAUCUCUUAUUGACACUGAUUCAUGGGUCAGCUGAUCCAGCUGCAGCAAGGCCACAGAUGUUCAGCUUCAAUCCUAUGCAAUAUAUACAGUACACUCAGUAGUCCGAUUGACUGUUAGAAUAGGCAAAACGAGUGACCUAAGAGACUUUGAGUGUGGUAUGAUCGUCGGUGCCAGGCGUGCCGGUUCCAGUAUCUCAGAAACGGCCGGCCUCCUGGGCUUUUCACACAUGACAGUGUCUAGGGUUUACAGAGAAUAGUGCGACAAAUAAAAAAACAGUCAGCUGCAGUCCUGUGGGCGAAAAACAGCAUGUUGAUGAGAGGUCGAAGGAGAAUGGCAAGAAUCGUGCAAAAAUAACAGGCGGGCCACAAACAGGCAAAUAACGGCAUCUCGGAACGCACAACUCGUCGGCCCUUGUCACGGAUGAGCAAUUGCAGCAGACGACCACAGCGGGUUCCACUCCUAUCAGCUAAAAGCAAGAAGAAGCAGCUCCAGUGGGCUGGCAAUCACCAACACUGAUGAGUGGAAAAACAUUGCCUGGUCCGACGAAUCCCUGUUCCUGUUGCAUCAUGCUGAUGGCAGAGUCAGGGUUUGGCGUAAGAGUCCAUGCUCCCAUUCUGCCUGGUGUCAACGGUACAGGCUGGUGGUGGUGGUGUAAUGGUGUGGGGAACGUUUUCCUGGCACACGUUAGGUGCCUUGAUAGAAAUUUAGUAACGUUUCCCAUGCCCCGAAGAAUUCCGGCUGUUCUGGAGGCAACGGGGGUUGGAUCCGGUACUAGAUGGGUGUACCUAAUAAACUGGCCACUGAGUGUAUAUACCUUUAAAAAGGGAAAAAUCCCCUUGUUGGUUCAGUCCAAUAGGAAUUAUAUUAUAAUUAUAUAUACAGUACCAGUCAAAAGUUUGGACACACCUACUCAUUCAAGCGUUUUUCUUUAUUUUUACUAUUUUCUACAUUGUAGAAUAAUAGUGAAGACAUCAAAACUAUGAAAUAACACAUAUGGAAUCAUGUAGUAACCAAAAAAGUGUUAAACAAAUCAAAACAUAUUUUAUAUUUGAGAUUCUUAAAAUAGCCACCCUUUGCCUUGAUGACAGCUUUGCACACUCUUGGCAUUCUCUCAACCAGCUUCACCUGGAAUGCUUUUCCAACAGUCUUGAAGGAGUUCCCACAUAUGCUUAGCUCUUGUUGGCUGCUUUUCCUUCACUCUGCCGUCCGACUCAUUCCAAACCAUCUCAAUUGGGUUGAGGUCGGGGGAUUGUGGAGGCCAGGUUAUCUGAUGCAGCACUCCAUCACUCUCCUUCUUGGUAAAAUAGCCCUUACACCGCCUGGAGGUGUGUUGGGUCAUUGUCCUGUUGAAAAACAAAUGAUAGUCCCACUAAGCCCAAACCAGAUGGGAUGGCGUAUCGCUGCAGAAUACUGUGGUAGCCAUGCUGGUUAAGUGUGCCUUGAAUUCUAAAUAAAUCACAGACAGUGUCACCAGCAAAGCACCCCCACACCAUAACACCACCUCCUCCAUGCUUUACGGUGGGAACUACACAUGCAGAGAUCAUCCGUUCACCCACACCGCAUCUCACAAAGCCAUGGCGGUUGGAACCAAAAAUCUCAAAUUUGGACUCCAGACCAAAUGUUCAUUGCUCGUGUUUCUUGGCCCAAGCAGGUCUCUUCUUCUUAUUGGUGUCCUUUAGUAGUGGUUUCUUUGCAGCAAUUCGACCAUGAAGGCCUGAUUCACACAGUCCCCUCUGAACAGUUGAUGUUGAGAUGUGUCUGUGACUUGAACUCUGUGAAGCAUUUAUUUGGGCUGCAAUUUCUGAGGCUAGUAACUCUAUAUAAAAUAUAUUUUGAUUUGUUCAACACUUUUUUGUUUACUACGUAAUUCCAUAUGUGUUGUUUCAUAGUUUUGAUGUCUUCACUAUUAUUCUACAAUGUAAAAAUAAAGAAAAACCCUUGAAUUUGAAUGAGUAGGUGUGUCCAAACUUUUGACUGGUAGUGUGUAUAUAUUAUAUACAGUGCAUUCGGAAAGUAUUCAGACCCUUAGACUUUUUCCACAUUUUGGUACGUUACAGCCUUAUUCUAAAAUGUAUUAAAUAAAUAAAAAUCCUCAUCAAUCUACACACAAUGCCCCAUAAUGACAAAGUGAAAACAGGUUUUUAGAAAUUAUUCAGACCCUUUGCAAUGAUACUCGAAAUUGAGCUCAGGUGCAUACUGUUUCCAUUGAUCAUCCUUGAGAUGUUUCUACAACUUGAUUUGGAGUCCACCUGUGGUAAAUUCAAUUGAUUGGACAUGAUUUGGAAAGGCACACACCUGUCUAUAUAAGGUCCCACAGUUGACAGUGCAUGUCCGAGCAAAAACCAAGCCAUGAGGUCAAAGGAAUUGUCCGUAGAGCUCCGAGACAGGAUUGUGUUAAGGCACAGAUCUGGGGAAGGGUACCAAAAAAUGUCUGCAGCAUUGAAGCUCCCCAAGAACACAGUGGCCUCCUCCAUGGAAUAAGUUUGGGACCACCACGACUCUUCCUAGAGCUGGCCGCCCGGCCAAACUGAGCAAUUGGGGGAGAAGGGCCUUGGUCAGGGAGGUGACCAAGAACCUGAUGGUCACUCUGACAGAGCUCCAGAGAUCCUCUGUGGAGAUGGGAGAACCUUCCAGAAGGACAACCAUCUCUGCAUCACUCCACCAAUCAGGCCUUUUAUGGUAGAGUAGUCAGACGGAAGCCACUCCUCAGUAAAAGUCAUAUGACAGCCCGCUUGGAGUUUGCCAAAAGGUACCUAAAGGACUCUCAGACCAUUAGAAACAAGAUUCUCUGGUCUGAUGAAACCAAGAUUGAACUCUUUGGCCUGAAUGCCAAGCGUCACGUCUGGAGGAAACAUGGCACCAUCCCUAUGGUGAAGCAUGGUGGUGGCAGCAUCAUGCUGUGGGGAUGUUUGUCAGCGGAAGGGACUGGGAGACUAGUCAGGGUCGAGGGAAAGAUGAUGUCGGGCAAAGUACAGAGAGAUCCUUGAUGAAAACCUACUCCAGACCUCAGACUGGACCUAAGACUUCUGCAAAGAAGAAUGGGAGAACCUCCCCAAAUACAGGUGUGCCAAGCUUGCAGCGCCAUACCCAAGAAGACCCGAGGCUGUAAUCGCAGCCAAAGGUGCUUCAACAAAGUACUGAGUAAAGGGUCUGAAUACUUAUGUAAAUGUGAUAUUUCAUUUAUUUUAUAUACAUUUGCUAAAAUUUCUUAAAAACAGUUUUUGCUUUGUCAUUAUUAUGUAUUGUUUGUAGAUUGAUGAUGGAAGGGGGGAAAAACAACAACAUUUUAACCCAUUUUAGAAUACGGCUGUAACGUAACAAAAUGUGGAAAAUGUCUAAGGGUCUGUAUACUUUCCGAAUGCACCGUGUAUUAUGAUUAUAUUCUAUAUUUCUUAAUUCCUUUUCUAUUUAGUUGUUGGAAUUGUGUGUAUUGUUUUCUAUUGUGCUGUGUUACUGCACUGUUGGAGCUAGGAACAUAAUCAUCUCGCUACAGCCGCGAUAACAUCUGCAAAAUAUGUGCACGGGACCAAUACAAUUUGAUAGAGUUUUGAAUACAGUUUAUAGCAUUAAGGAGAUAGAAUGGAGGGGGGGAAGGCCCUGCGAUAGUCGCCUGUCCCUGUACUUGUACAACAAGCUGCCUCACACUACAGACACAGGAGAUAGGCUCCUGCUCCUAUGAGUCGUUGUGGCUCGCACAAGCCAAGGCUCAUGCAAGGCUACUUCCUUUACUUGUCACCGUAUAUGACCCGGUCCUGUGUGUUCCUAUAGGGCCAGCAGAUCCAGCUGCAGCAGGGCCAGCAGAUCCAGCUGCAGCAGGGCCAGCAGCUUGCGCAGACGGCUGAUGGACAGACCAUCGUCUACCAGCCUGUCAACGCAGACGGCACCGUCCUUCAACAGGGUAGGUUUACAGUACGGCCACACACACACCGACAUGCAUGGACGCACACACACAAACACACACACACAAGCAAACAAACCAUCAAACAAAAUGGUGAAGGUGGUGGUGAUAAGGAGGCCUUUUUUCUCCCCAGGAAUGAUCACCAUCCCAGCAGGCAGCCUAGCGGGGGCCCAGAUGGUACAGGCAGGGGGGGCCAACACCACCACCACCAACAGUGGACAGCAGGGCACUGUGACCGUCACCCUGCCGGUCUCAGGCAACAUGAUGAACGCCGGUGGCAUGGUCAUGGUAAGGCCCCCAUCAGGGAUACCCAGACAUCCUGUUACCUAGAUCACUGAGGGGGUUGGGUCACAUGGUGUGUUAGUACCUGGUUAUUACAGAGCCCGUAGUGUGUUAGUACCUGGUUAUUACAGAGCCCGUAGUGUGUUGGUACCUGGUUAUUACAGAGCCUGUAGUGUGUUAGUACCUGGUUAUUACAGAGCCUGUAGUGUGUUAGUACCUGGUUAUUACAGAGCCCGUAGUGUGUUAGUACCUGGUUAUUACAGAGCCCGUAGUGUGUUAGUACCUGGUUAUUACAGAGCCCGUAGUGUGUUAGUACCUGGUUAUUACAGAGCCCGUAGUGUGUUAGUACCUGGUUAUUACAGAGCCCGUAGUGUGUUAGUACCUGGUUAUUACAGAGCCCGUAGUGUGUUAGUACCUGGUUAUUACAGAGCCCGUAGUGUGUUAGUACCUGGUUAUUACAGAGCCCGUAGUGUGUUAGUACCUGGUUAUUACAGAGCCCGUAGUGUGUUAGUACCUGGUUAUUACAGAGCCCGUAGUGUGUUAGUACCUGGUUAUUACAGAGCCCGUAGUGUGUUAGUACCUGGUUAUUACAGAGCCCGUAGUGUGUUAGUACCUGGUUAUUACAGAGCCCGUAGUGUGUUAGUACCUGGUUAUUACAGAGCCCGUAGUGUGUUAGUACCUGGUUAUUACAGAGCCCGUAGUGUGUUAGUACCUGGUUAUUACAGAGCCCGUAGUGUGUUAGUACCUGGUUAUUACAGAGCCCGUAGUGUGUUAGUACCUGGUUAUUACAGAGCCCGUAGUGUGUUAGUACCUGGUUAUUACAGAGCCCGUAGUGUGUUAGUACCUGGUUAUUACAGAGCCCGUUGUGUGUUAGUACCGGUUAUUACAGAGCCCGUAGUGUGUUAGUACCUGUUAUUACAGAGCCUGUAGUGUGUUAGUACCUGGUUAUUACAGAGCCUGUGAGUGUGUUAGAUACCUGUGUUAUUCAGAGCACGUGUUUUGUUAUUGAAUAACGCAGUUGAGAAUUUCAGCGCUUAGAAUUGUAUUCACAUAUUUUAGUUUCUCUCUGUGGAUGGGUUGUUUGAUCUGAAUAUUGUUCAAUUAACCAGCGAUCUGUGUGUUUUUAGCAGAUUUCUAUGUCUCCUCUCUUCUCCUCUACUCUCCCUCACCUCUCCCCACUCUCUCUCUCCUCCUCUCUCUCUCUCUCCUCCUCCUCCUCUCUCCCUCUCUCUCUCUCUCAUCUCUCUCUCUCUCUCCUCUCUCUCUCUCUCUCUCUCUCUCUCUCUCUCUCUCCUCUCUCCCUCUCUCUCUCUCUCUCUCUCUGCUAGAUGAUGCCUAGUGGGGGUGCGGUGCCUGCUAUGCAGCGUAUCCCUCUACCUGGGGCUGAGAUGUUAGAGGAGGAACCGCUGUACGUCAACGCUAAACAGUACCAUCGCAUCCUGAAGAGAAGACAGGCCCGCGCCAAGCUGGAGGCAGAGGGCAAGAUCCCCAAGGAGAGAAGGGUGAGUAGCAUGGAUUAGGGUAGGGGUUCGGGUUAGUGUAUUACGACAGGCCCGAGACAAGCCUGAGGCAGAGGGCAAGAUCCCUGAGGAGAGGAGGGUGAGUAGCAUGGCCUCUCUCUCUCUGAAGGGCUGUUGUCACUAUGGAGUAUGGGAAUUGAUCAUGUCCUGCUGCUGGACUGAGAGCAUAUCGUAGUGUUGUUCGUAGGGCUACACGGCUACAUUAUUGAAUACUUUAACAACUUUACCUCCCAGAUUGGUCAAAUUAGUUGUGGUUAGGGGUGUAACCGUACACAUAUUCACACAUAACCGUUUUGUACAGGACCUCCUGUGAGCCUGAAUGAAUACAUUAAAAAUAUAUUUAUUUACAAAAUAAAAACACUAGGCCUAUAGACUAUGCUGCGUUUUAUGUGGAGUAAAUCUGAGCUAAAAACACAACAACAUUUCAGGCUAUUCCUUUAAAGCAACGACAGCCUAUCACACGUUGUAAUCAAAAUUCUAAUUCUUAAUUGGCACAUUUCAAACUGUCCUUAUGUGAGGCGCAGCCGUUAACUAGUUCUGUACGAUGGCGGGUGGUGGUGUCGAUUUAAACCAGGAGGAUUCUCCAUCAUUGUUUAAAUCUCCAGUUUGAGAACAUUUCGGCUUCCCAGUACAUUACAACGGCGAUGGACAGAGAGAGUAUGGUCGCCACUGCUCAACGAGAAUAGCCUAUGCAGCUGCCAACACAUUUUUACAUUUUAGUUAUUUUAGCAGACGCUCUUAUCCAGAGCGACUUACAGUUAGUGAGUGCAUACAUUUUCAUACUGGCCCCCCCGUGGGAAACGAACCCACAACCCUGGCGUUGCAAGCGCCAUGCUCUACCAACUGAGCUACAGAGGACUACAUCAUCAAAUAUGUUAACGCGUUUAUGCCGACAUCUCUCCAGUAUACCGGAUCGAGACGGAAACGCAUUCAAGCAGACCGUUGGCAGCUGAUUCUGACCGGGCCAAAGUAGGGUUGGGUGGCGUACCGUAUUUGACUAUAUACCGGUAGUGAUUCACGGACCGGUUUGAAUUGUUACUUUACCUUCUAUAACUGUAUUUCAAUGUUUGGUUUGUUAAAUGUGAUACGCAACUACGGCGCGUAUAAUGUCCGUUUUUUUAUAGUUUUCUCUCCGUUUGCUACUUGAGGCAUCUCUCUCCUUCCUGCUGCUACAUGCUGUGAACCACACCAAGCCCCGCCCCCUGUCACUCAAGGAGAGAGCGGUUGUUCGACUACAGAGUCGAGAGCACUUUCUUGCCGUUCACUCUGCAUGGUCAGAUGGAUGCAACAAUGUUGUCGACGUGCUGCUUUCCACAAGCGUUCUAUACGCUAUUCGUUUUUAUACAACGGGUGGUUCUAAUCCUGGAUGCUGAUUGGUUAAAACCGCAUUCCAGCCGGUGUCUGUUCCACAAGUUCCCACCGGCUAAAUCUAUGAGAUUGAAAUGCGUAUUUACUCUGUUCCAUCUGACUGCGCAAUUUAUAUACUACAUCUACACUGUAAAAAGCAUCUAGACAUUAUACAUUUACAUUUUAGUCAUUUAGCAGACGCUCUUAUCCAGAGCGACUUACAGUUAGUGAUUACAUAUUUUUUAUAUACUGGCCCCCCGUGGGAAUCGAACCCACAACCCUGGCGUUGCAAACGCCAUGCUCUAUCAACUGAGCUACAUCCCUGCCGGCCAUUCCCUCCCCUACCCUGGACGACGCUGGGCCAAUUGUGCGCCGCCCAUUAGUCUCCCGGUCGCGGGCGGCUGCGACAGAGCCUGGAUUCGAACCAGGAUCUCUAGUGGCACAGUUAGCACUGCGAUGCAGUGCCUUAGACCACUGCGCCACUGCGUGUGUGUGUUAUCUCCCAUUUUCUCAAGGAUGAUCAAUAGAAACAGGAUGCGCCUGAGCUCAAUUUCGAGUCUCCUAGCAAAUGGUCUGAAUACUUAUGUAAAUAAGGUAUUUCUGUAAUACAUUUGCUAUUUUUAUUUAUUUUCAAACUGUUUUCGCUUUGUCAUUAUGGGGUAUUGUGUGUAGAUUGCUGAGGAUUUUGAUUUAUUUAAUCCAUUUUAGAAUAAGGCUGUAAUGUAACAAAAUGUGAAAAAAGGGAAAGGGUCUGAAUACUUUCCGAAGGCACUGUAUUGGCACGACUUCGUCUCCGGCCUAACAACACCCCUGCCAAUAUAUACUCGAAACACCGGCUUUUCGGGCAUUGUCGCUGAAUUAUGCCAUGGCAUUAUACCAUUGGCUUGAAGGGCAUUCUAGAGCGUGCAUUAUUUCCCUAUAACGCACAGUAUAUUUGCACGGUAGAAUUCAAUGGCUAUAGUUCAUUCUUACAUGUUCUAUAUUUGAGCUGCUUUUGAAAGGAGAAGUCGAAUUUGAAAACAUUAUUGGCAUUGUUGAAUUCGAUUUUCAUAAUAGCAAGCUAGGACUGAUGGUUUGGUUAGCUAAAGGAGCAAGUCUGUUUGUUUGGUUACCAAGGUAACUACUGUAGCUAUUCUAGUAAACGUGCUAGCUACUUCAGUGGACGUUGAUCACAUUUCUAGCUGUAAAUUAGUUAAAUUAUAGCCACGGUAUAAAAGGGUUAUAAUCAGCUCGGGGCUCUAUGCGUUCUCUGGAAAAUAAUGCAACUCUGUGGAAGGUCAGUUCCACUCCGCUAGCGUGUUGUGGAACACACCUUCCACGUCGUUCAUUAUUUUCCAGAGAAAGCAUAGCCCCUCGUUGAUUAUACCUUACGUGUAUCUUACUGUCUGCAAACUACUAUCUGUUAGUUUUAGUCUUCUCUUAGCAAGGUGUUGCUAAAGUGAUAGUUGGCCAUUCUCGAUGGUUGAGAAUAGGGGGUUUCAGCACCUCUUGAAAGGGCCCGAGUGACGUUACUAGCUUCCCUCUUGCACCCGUUUCAGCGAACAAGUAGUACCCGCUCUAUAUAAGCAAACCAAAGCCGAAGUAUUCAAUUAAUUGGCGAUGCACCAUGUGUUGCGCUUACUUAAAGGCCCAGUGCAGUCAAAAACAUGAUUUUCCUGUUAUGUAUAUAUUUAUACGCUAUGUGGUUGGAGUAACACUGUGAAAUUGUAAAAAUUUGGAUAAUGCCCUUUUAUUAUUAUUAUUUUUUUAAUUUUAGCCCCUUUUUCUCCCCAAUUUCGAUCUUGUCUCAUCGCUGCAACUCCCCAACGGGCUCAGGAGAGGCGAAGGUUGAGUCAUGCGUCCUCCGAAACAUAUGACCCGCCAAACCGCGCUUCUUAACACCCGCCCGCUUAACCCGGAAGCCAGCCGCACCAAUGUGUCAGAGGAAGCACGUUCAACUGACGACCGAAGUCAGCCUGCAGGCGCCCGGCUAGUUUCCAGUUUUCCCCCUCCCCACUCAGACCACUCCCAGACCGUCCUAGCAAAAUUCUUGCUUGACAAAUUGCUCCUUGCUAAGAAGCAGUUUUUUGUUUAUUUUUGACCAUUUAUAAUUGAGAACAAUCACAGUAAGGUACUUAAUUGUUACCCAGAAAUGAUUUGAUAUUGAGAUAUAAACGGCUGCAUUGGACCUUUUAACAGUGGCAGCCCCGUCACAUUACCCCGGAGUGGGAGAUGUACAGCGCUACAGACAUCGCCCCCUUUAUGAGUGUCACAAGUGUGCAUCUGGUACUGAAGGAGGCAGUGUCAUGGUGCGUUCGUAUCCAAGUGGGAAGUGGGAAUUUACCACAUACGAGACUGGGAAAAAUCCACUUGAACGGCCCUCCAAAUUGUAAUUACUGGUUUGAAACUGACUAUCAUCCUGAGCACCCACUUCUCACACGGGGACCUCUGAUGUCACCUACUAAGAAAAUGGCCUCUAUAACAGCAUUUUUGGCAGUUAAACGCAACAACAAAACAGUAUGUAUAAAAACCAAUCUAUUAAUUUUUGAACAUGAUAGCUGUACUUUUAUUUUAUUUGCCAAUCUGUGUUUCUCAACGAGUUCAUAUCACAUGAAUGGAACUGGUAUUUACGACUUUACGGUAAAUUCCCACCUCCCACAUGGUUACAAACACAGCAUCAGAAUGGAAACUUGAGAGGCCCAACAUAACAAUCCGGUCACAACAGACAAUGCCAGGAACAUUGUGAAUGCUGAACAUUGUGAAUGCUGAACAUUGUGAAUGCUGAACAUUGUGAAUGGCAUUUCAUUUUCCCGCUGUACUGAAACCAAACCGUGACUCCAAAACCGCAAUACGUACCGAACCGUGGGUUUGGUGAACCGUUACAACCCUAGUUGUUAGUGACUCUCUUUCUUUCUCUCUCCCUCUCUCUAUCUAUCUAUAUAUCUAUCUAUCUGACAGAAAUACCUGCAUGAGUCCCGUCACCGCCAUGCCAUGCAGCGCAAGAGGGGAGACGGAGGACGCUUCUUCUCUCCCAAGGAGAGGGAGGAGAUGGCCCUGGCCCUCGCCCAGGUAGGAGAGCUGGAGAAGAGGAACCAAAAGUAGAAAUUCAGGAGGGGAUGGUUUGAGAUCCUACUGGCUACCUCAAUCAGCCUCCUCCCCAUAACCGCCAUUAUACAAUUUGAAUUGAAGAGUCCUUACUAAGUUCUUCAGGCUUUAUACAAUACACAUAAACCUAGGGCUACAGACAAAAAUUCACUGGUGGCACCAGCCCAUGAUUUGGCGUCACACAAUAGAAACAUUUACAUUUUAGUCAUUUUAGCAGACGCUCUUAUCCAGAGCGACUUACAGUUAGUGAGUGCAUACAUUAUUUCAUACAAAUGUGUAAUCAUCUUAUAAAGUCAUUCCAGUCCAAUAUUUUAGCAAAAUCAGAAAUUCCCCUCAUAUUAUACGAGGGCUUUCAGAUUUGACCAAUUUACCACACUAUUUCCGCAUAAAACUGUCAAGUCAUGGUUGAAUCAAGCCACACAUUUUCACGACAAAUUGGACAAAAUCAUUGCAUAUUGCCAUGCAAAAUGUCAGAACAGCCACAGCAAAAUCAAGCAUUUUGGCCCGCAAAUAUCACAAAAACCCUGCAAAAUCCUGGAGGGACUAUCAUUCACAGUGCUUUUGUAGUGUUGAGAAAACGAUGCUAAUUAUGCUGUGGAGAACAAGGGAAUCCGCUGGACGCUGUACUUUGAUCAUAAAGGUUUAUUAUAUCAAAGGGUUACAGCGUCGAUUUACAGACAUCUGCCGACAUCUGGAGAAUAACCGGCUCCAAUCUCUAAAUAUGUUAUUCUCCCCGUCCUUUGUCCCAAACCAUAGUAUAUAUCCUAUGUAACCUGAUAUGGGCGUUUUCCCCUACGGACCAAUCCCAGGACUCCACCUAACAGACUUCCUCUGUUUUAGGGUGCCCCUAUAGAACUACUCUCCAGAUGCUUCCCUUAAGCUGAGUCAACAUCCUCUAAGACCUUUUGCAAACGUCAGCGAAGUCAUAUAUUGUUCAGAUACCACACUUUAUUAAAGGUGCACUAUGCAGACAUCGCUCCGCCAUUUCCUGUUUGCAAAAAUUCUAAUAGUUGGCCUAAUUUCAGUUUAUGUGACAAAACAAGCAAGUAUACUGUAGAGAAUAAUUGUACCAUCAGUUGUUUUAUCUAACAUGUUGUGAUUCAAAUAUUUUGAUGAGCAACCUAAUCCAGUUAUUGUCAUGGAUUUUUGGGUUGACAAUUAGGCUUUUGUUGUUUUAUUUUACUGUUAAAAUAACUGCAGUCGGCAUGCCAAUUGCACAAUCCCUCACAACUUGAGACAUCUGUGGCAUUGUGUUGUGUGACAAAAAUGCACAUUUAAGAGUGGCCUUUUGCUGUUUAGUGUUGCCCGUGCUGUUUAAUCAGCUUCUUGAUAUGCCACACCUGUCAGGUGGAUGGAUUAUCUUGGCAAAGGAGAAAUGCUCACUAACUGUUAUGUAAACAAAUGUGUUUACACAUUUUGAGAGAAAUAAGCUUUUAGUGAGUAUUUAUUGCAGCUCAUGAAACAUGGGACCAACACUUUACAUGUUGCGUUUAUAUUUUUGUUCAGUGUAAUUUGUAAACAUUUAGAAAAACAUAAUUCCACUUUAACAUUAUUACAUUUACAUUUAGCAGACGCUCUUAUCCAGAGCGACUUACAGUUAGUGAGUGCAUACAUUAUUUAUAUAUAUAUAUAUAUAAUUAUUUUUUACUGGCACCCCGUGGGAAUCGAACCCACAUCCCUGCCGGCCAUUCCCUCCCCUACCCUGGACGACACUGGGCCAAUUGUGCGCCGCCCCAUGGGUCUCCCGGUCGCGGCCGGCUACGACAGAGCCUGGAUUCGAACCAGGAUCUCUAGUGGCACAGCUAGCACUGCGAUGCAGUGCCUUAGACCACUGCACCACUCGGGAGUAGUGUGUGUAGGCCAGUGACCAAAAAAAUAUUAAUUUAAUCCAUUUUAAAUUCAGGCUGUAACACAACAAAAUGUGGAAAAAGUCAAGGGGGGUGAAUACUUUCUGAAGGCACUGUAGGUAGAAUCGUACGCUACGAAGAAAUCUUCCUUUUUAUUUUUUAAUGUUGAACAUUUUCAAUAUUUUUUCUUUACCCUUUUAAAAUGUGUAGUAGGUUGUGCAGAUCAGUAAAAAAAACAAACCCCAAAAAUUUUUGAGGCAGAAAAAUGUGAAGAGAGCAAUGGGUGUGUAGACUUUCAUUAGCGACUGUGUACAUGUUUUGGUUGCAUGUGUUGACUGGUACCUUCAUCCUUCCUCUCUCUCCUCCCCUCUCUCUCUCCUCCCCCCUCUCUCUCUCCUCCCCCCUCUCUCUCUCCUCCCCUCUCUCUCUCCUCCUCCUCCCCUCUCUCUCUCUUCCUCCCCUCUCUCUCUCUCUUCCUCCCCUCUCCUCUCUCUCCUCCCCUCUCUCUCUCUCUCCUCCCCUCUCUCUCCUCUCUCCCCUUCUCUCUCUCUUCCUCCCUCUCUCUCUCCUCCCUCCCCUCUCUCUCUCCUCCCUCCUUCCUCCUCUCUCUCUUCUCUCUCCUCCCCUCUCUCUCUCUCCUCCCUCCUCUCUCUCUCUCUUCCUCUCCCUCUCUCUCUCUCCUCCUCUCUCCUCCCCUCUCCUCUCUCUCCUCUCUCCCUCCUCCUCCUCUCUCUUCUCUCCUCCCCUUCUCUCUCUCUUCCUCCCCUCUCUCUCUCUUCUCCCUCUCUCCUCCCCUCCUCUCUCCUCUCCUUUCUCUCUCUCCUCCCCUCUCCUCUCUCUCUCCCCUCCCCUCUCUCUCUCCUCUUCCUCCCUCUCUCUCUCUUCCUCCCCUCCUCUCUCUCUCUCCGUCCCCUCUCUCUCUCUCCUCCCUCCCUCUCUCUCUCUCCCUCUCUUCUCUCCCCUCUCUCUCUCCUCCUCCUCCUCCUCUCCCCUCGCCUCCCCUCUCUCUCUCCCUCCUCCUCUCUCUCCUCCCCUCUCUCUCCUCCUCUCUCUCUCCUUCUCUCCCCAUAGCAACAGGCAGAGCUGGCCGCCCAGGCAGAAGACUCUGUAGCCCAGAUGGUCCGUGUUUCAUAGCAUUCUACACACCGACGAUGUCUUCCUCCGUCACUAGGCUAGGGCGAUAUACCGUUUAUACCGUAUCCCGGGUAUUUCUAAAUACCGACAGUAUGAUUUUCAAUACCGUUUAAAAAAUAUAUAAUCAUAUUUUUGUUUGGGGCUGCGUGCUACGCCACUGCUUAUAACUAGAACUUUAGUUUAACUAUAAGAAAUCUAAAAUGUGUCAAUUAAAUGAUAUCCUGUUCAGGGCACCAGCUAUGCAUUUGGUUUGCUAACUUGCUAGCUAAGUGGCCAGAUGUCAAGAUACAUCUUCUUGGUUACUGCAGACAUUCAUACCCCUCCUCAACCAUCCCGCCCAGAGGGAUACCUGACCCGGCUAGCCAGCACCCAGCUACACCACCUCUCCUCAUCCAAUAAUAAUAAUUGAUUGGAUUUAUAUAGCACUUCACCAUACACUCAAAGUGUUUUACAACGUAAGGGGUAAACUCAUCCAAGACAUCACUCACCACAGAUAUGGAGCUCCUAUCUGGGUGAUGCCAUUUUGCGCCAGAAAGCAUAAACCUUCCACCACCUCCUGCCCCUUACGCAACCACGUUAUCCCUACGACUGGGAUUUCUCAACGAGGGGUCACUAUGA
Molecule: messenger RNA, 15876 nt
Organism: Coregonus sp. 'balchen'
Lineage: Eukaryota; Metazoa; Chordata; Actinopteri; Salmoniformes; Salmonidae
Source: the annotation of a GenBank genome assembly